AUGGACUCAUCAGGGUCAGGAACCUCAAAUGCGCUGGUACGCAAGCGGACAGAUACGGACUUGAUGCCCCCGCCUCCUCAAGCCAAAAAGAUAAAACGACCCAAGAAGGUACUUGACGAAGACACUUACACGGAAGCAUUAUCCCAAAUCAUCGCCCGGGACUUCUUCCCAGGACUCCUUCAAACUGAGAUACAGCAAGAGUAUCUGGAUGCACUGGAGUCAAAGGAUGCUGCCUGGAUCUCAAGUGCGGGCCGAAGACUUCAGCAUGUUAUGACACCGGGACGCCGAAAUGCACCUCUCUCGGCACAACCGAAUUCCUUCACUGCUGGUGAUCGCACACCUUCAACGUAUGGCGGUGAUACGCCAGCUUCAGUUACCUCGAAUGUUCCGGAUCCGCAGCCACGGCUAGGAGCCAACAUGAGCCUGACAAAAUUUCAAGAUACUUACACAAGUGAGGAUAAUGAAAGCUUUUACAAGCUUGUCGACAAACAGAAUCAGAAAAAGGCAGACAAAUAUGCCUGGCUUUGGCGCGGUAACAAAUUACCAUCAAAGCAAAUGAUCAAACAGAAAGAGGUUGAGGAUCGACUGAGCCAAACCCGAAGCCUCAUCGAUGACGGAUUCAAGAAAGACUUGCUGGCCAUCAAGGACAAAGAUGACCGUCCGGCUCGCCCGGAUUCCUGGAAUGCCAACCCUCGAAACAGUUUGAUGUUCAGACCUGACGGGUUAGACGAUGGUGUCCUCACCGUUUCUCAGAAGGCCGAAGAAUCCUCAAGGAUGGCACCGAAGUCGAUAGUCUACGAGAACACGAGAAUGCCACAACCGCGCAUUACACCAAGACCGCCAUCUCCAACCAUGUCAGCGGUGCGAGACGCCAUUGCCGGCAAGCCUCGGAAAGAUGAUCGAGACUCUAGCAUUGUUAGCGGAGGCGAGACACCAAGAGUUAAUGGGUAUGCUUUUGUGGACGACGAGGAUGACGAUGAUGAUGAUGAGCCAAUCCUUCCUGCUCCUAUUAUCAACCUAGGCCCGGGAGAUGCAGCUCCAAGCCCCUUCCGCUUGCAAGAGCAACGCGACAGAGAAAGUCUACACGAACGCAUGGUGGAGAGGAUAUCCCAGUCGAAGAAGGAAUCUUCAAGGAAUGGACUUACAGGGAGAGUUGACAAGACGCCGGUUCCAAAGUUUCCUAGUAGUCCUCGGGUCAAUGGUGGACUUACACCUGCAGCGCAAAGGCUUUGGAGUAAGGUUGGCACCCCUGGACGUGGAUCAAGUGGGAGCUCAUUUGGAAAUUCCAAGCCCAUGACUCCCAGAGGAUCACUUUUGAGAUCAGUGAAGAGGCCUGGCUCAAUAUCUGGAAAGAAGUAA
Messenger RNA from Fusarium musae, 1359 nucleotides. RefSeq lists its product as uncharacterized. The record is from RefSeq and is a predicted model, not a curated record. Gene Ontology annotation, cellular component: catalytic step 2 spliceosome. Bases 1 to 1359 code for a protein of 452 amino acids. NCBI's taxonomy places the organism in Eukaryota, Fungi, Ascomycota, Sordariomycetes, Hypocreales, Nectriaceae. The transcript has a single exon.